This is a messenger RNA of Phacochoerus africanus (Common warthog), 5297 nucleotides long. RefSeq names its product kinesin family member 3A (gene KIF3A). Gene Ontology annotation, molecular function: microtubule binding; microtubule motor activity; ATP binding. The record is from RefSeq and is a predicted model, not a curated record. Gene Ontology annotation, biological process: microtubule-based movement. NCBI's taxonomy places the organism in Eukaryota, Metazoa, Chordata, Mammalia, Artiodactyla, Suidae.
UGCGCCUGCGUAGCGCGCGCUCUCGCCUCAGGAGCCGCAGUCUCGGGAGCGCCCAGGAGGUGUUUCGGUAUUCUCUGACUCGCCUCUCCCGCGAACCCGGCGUCGUUGGACUGCACCCCGGGCGGGGACGUCCGCCGGGCACGGGAGGAAGCCACGAUGCCGAUCAAUAAAUCGGAGAAGCCGGAAAGCUGCGAUAAUGUGAAAGUGGUUGUGAGGUGCCGCCCCCUCAAUGAGAGAGAGAAAUCAAUGUGCUACAAACAGGCCGUCAGUGUGGAUGAGAUGAGGGGGACUAUCACUGUACAUAAGACUGAUUCUUCCAACGAACCUCCAAAGACAUUUACUUUUGAUACUGUUUUUGGACCAGAGAGUAAACAACUAGAUGUUUAUAAUUUAACUGCUAGACCUAUUAUUGAUUCUGUUCUUGAAGGCUACAAUGGGACUAUUUUUGCAUACGGACAAACUGGAACAGGUAAAACUUUUACCAUGGAAGGUGUUCGAGCUGUUCCUGAACUUAGAGGAAUCAUUCCAAAUUCAUUUGCUCACAUAUUUGGUCACAUUGCAAAAGCAGAAGGUGAUACAAGAUUUUUGGUUCGAGUGUCCUAUUUGGAAAUAUAUAAUGAAGAAGUUCGUGACCUUUUGGGCAAGGAUCAGACACAGAGGUUAGAGGUUAAAGAAAGACCUGAUGUUGGAGUUUAUAUUAAAGAUUUAUCAGCUUAUGUGGUAAACAAUGCUGAUGAUAUGGAUAGAAUCAUGACACUGGGCCACAAAAAUCGUUCUGUUGGUGCAACUAAUAUGAAUGAACACAGUUCCCGUUCCCAUGCCAUCUUUACCAUUACUAUAGAAUGCAGUGAAAAAGGCGUUGAUGGAAACAUGCAUGUCAGGAUGGGGAAGCUCCAUCUUGUAGAUCUUGCUGGUUCAGAAAGACAAGCAAAAACUGGAGCUACUGGACAGCGCCUAAAAGAAGCUACAAAAAUCAAUCUUUCGCUUUCCACCCUUGGUAAUGUAAUUUCUGCCUUGGUUGAUGGAAAAAGCACUCAUGUGCCUUAUCGAAACUCUAAGUUGACUCGGCUUCUUCAGGAUUCCUUAGGAGGCAAUUCAAAAACCAUGAUGUGUGCAAAUGGGCCAGCAGAUUACAAUUACGAUGAAACCAUCAGUACAUUACGAUAUGCUAAUCGUGCUAAGAAUAUUAAAAAUAAAGCUAGAAUUAAUGAAGAUCCAAAGGAUGCUUUGCUUCGUCAGUUUCAGAAAGAAAUAGAAGAACUGAAAAAAAAGCUUGAAGAAGGGGAGGAAAUAUCAGGCUCUGAUAUCAGUGGAUCAGAGGAGGAGGAGGAUGAAGAGGGUGAGGUUGGAGAAGAUGGAGAGAAAAGGAAAAAAAGAAGAGAUCAAGCAGGUAAAAAGAAAGUUUCCCCAGAUAAGAUGGUUGAAAUGCAAGCAAAAAUUGAUGAGGAGAGAAAAGCACUUGAAACAAAGCUUGAUAUGGAAGAAGAAGAAAGAAACAAGGCUAGAGCUGAGUUAGAGAAACGAGAAAAAGAUCUCCUUAAGGCCCAACAAGAACAUCAGUCUUUGCUAGAGAAAUUAUCUGCAUUGGAGAAGAAGGUAAUUGUUGGUGGCGUUGAUUUGUUGGCGAAAGCUGAGGAACAAGAGAAACUUCUUGAAGAGUCCAACAUGGAACUGGAAGAAAGGAGGAAAAGAGCAGAGCAACUUCGCAGAGAACUUGAGGAAAAAGAGCAAGAACGCUUGGAUAUUGAAGAGAAGUAUACCAGUUUACAAGAAGAAGCUCAAGGAAAGACCAAGAAGUUAAAGAAAGUUUGGACUAUGCUGAUGGCUGCAAAGUCAGAGAUGGCUGAUCUCCAACAAGAACAUCAGAGGGAAAUUGAAGGCCUCCUGGAGAACAUUCGACAACUUAGCCGGGAGCUUCGACUUCAGAUGCUUAUUAUUGAUAACUUUAUACCUCAGGAUUAUCAGGAAAUGAUUGAAAACUAUGUGCACUGGAAUGAAGACAUUGGAGAAUGGCAGCUAAAAUGUGUUGCCUACACAGGAAAUAACAUGAGAAAGCAGACUCCAGUUCCUGAUAAAAAGGAGAAAGAUCCUUUUGAGGUGGAUCUUUCCCACGUUUAUCUUGCCUACACUGAAGAGAGCCUGCGCCAGUCCUUGAUGAAAUUAGAGAGGCCACGGACUUCAAAGGGGAAAGCAAGACCAAAGACAGGGAGAAGAAAGCGUUCUACAAAGCCCGAAACUGUAAUUGACUCUUUACUUCAGUAAAUGUUACAGACUUAAAAGUCACAAUAAAAAUUAGUGAUACUCUCAUGCCUGGACAAAAUCAUUAAUAAAAACACUGAAGACUUUUGUGUCAUUUCAAAUAAUGGAAGCUGUAGAUCAUGGAGUAAGACUGGAACUAAUAAUUUGCCUGAUAACUUUUAGUCUAUAUAUAUUAAGUUAGUAUAACACUAAAAAUGUACAACUAGUAAUUGUUCAAAUUGUCAUAGUACUUUUCAGUUUGUACUGUGCAGGGAAGUUGAGGGAGCAGCUCAUUCUGUAGAGCAUUGCAAUUUAAAUGUAUACAAAAAUCUGCUAGUGAUUUACUUAACUACUGUAUAUUUAGAUAGCCAGAUAUUCAAAACAAAACAAAACAAAAUGCAAGUCCUGUUGUGCACACAGAAAAGUGCAGGUAUAAUUGUCCUGUAUAUGUUUUGCUGUUAUAUAUGAAUGUAUGGGCUGUGAAUCUAAGAAAUGAUUCAAUCCUAACACCCCCCUGACCUUUUAAAAUAUAUUCUAAUUUUUAUACUUAACAUUCAUUGAAUUUAAAGUAUGAGAUGAGUGAACUUAUUGAUACAUGGAAAAUUUUAUAAUUUGAUAGUCCAUCUUUAGAAGUAUACAUAUUUAAAAAGCAAAAGUUGAAAAUGCUUUUCAUCUGGACCUCUCUUGAUCUUUUUUGCCACUUGGACCUCAAGUUAAAUUGUUUGUUUGUUCUUGGUUUCAUGAUUCUUGAAACAUUGAAUUUGUACCUAAAUAUAAAGGAGCCACAGUUGCAGAAUAUUAAGAAGCUAAAUACUGACCACUAAUAUUUGCCUAUAUGUGUAUAUUUUUAAAAAUUCACUUUGAAGUGUGACUAACGGAUGUUUUCUUGUGUCUGCAUUAUAAAUUUUGAUGGAGACUGCUUUUUUUCUCCCAAUUGAGAAAGGUCUUCAUUUUCCAGCAAAUGCAGCCAAAGGAAGAAAAAUGUCUUUAAUUCUUUGCCAUUAAAACACUUAGUUUUGUUUUUCUUCAUAUUUUAUAAAGAAAAUACUCUUCCCCGAAUUUCUUCCAUUGUUAAAUCCAGUUAGACCAUAACUCUAAAAUAAAAAUUAUUUUUAUUUUAUAGUGAAAUAAGUUGUAGUAGAUAGAAUUGUUUAUUAUUUUGUUGGCUGCUUACAACAUUUUUAUUUUUUUUUAACAUUAUGCUACUCCAAAACCACUAUGUGCAUAUAUAUAUAUGUGUCUUUUGUGAGUUUUUAAAUUAUGUAAUCAGCCCUGAAACACAUUGGCUACAAGUUUUGAGACCUCAUAAAUGAGUAUUUAUUAAGUUAACAUUAUUUUAGUAAGUUUGGUUAAAUACUGGUUUAUAAUUACAAAGCUGUAUAGAGCAGGGAUGAGUGAAGGAGGCCUGCUUGUGAAAUGAUGGUAAAAAUGUGUCCAUAAGUUCAAAGUACAUUCCAAAGGUGGCGUACUCAGAUGUCCUAUGUAUGGUGGAUAUUUUCUAGGAAAUAAAAUUGCAUUUAACUGGCAACAUUUCCUUUGUAAUGUGUAGGAUAGUUAGACAUUUACAACUUGACUCUGUGGGGCAUUGUUUAGGUACUGUGAAGCCUUGAGGUGAAUUUGUGUCUUGUAAAAAAGCUUUGUGUGAGCAGAGUACCUUGGCAGUUGUAGAUACACGUUUAACUCUGUUAGUGAUUAUUCUAGAGAAAUCUUAAUUGUCCCAGUAGAAAAAAUAUGACUGCUACUUAACCAUCCAGUUAAUAGAAGUGGAAUAAAGCUUUGCAUUAAGCUUUAAAAAAUUGUAGAAAAUGUAAGCCAAUCUUGUUAGAUUUUUUUUCUUUUCCACGCCAUUGCAGUAACAAAAAGAAAUCUGUAAAAAGUUAAAACAUUGAGAAAAUUUAAAAACAGGCAGCUUUAGCUUUUUUAAGGCAUUUACAUCAGAAUUGAUCAUAGCAGAUGGGCAUUAAAUAUUCAUCUUAUGUAACACCAAAAUUAGAUAGAUAUUCAAGCCAGGUCUGAAUAUCUGUGUGAAAACAUGGGAGCCUGACUUAAGAGCUCUUCAUUUAGCUCCAGUCAUAGCAGUUCUGUGGUUUCUUCACAUUCACUUUUUGUCUUUGUUCACAAAGAGAAUAUUUUGUAACUUCAUUGUUAAUUUCAUGAAAGGAUAUGAAUGAACAGACUUACUCAUUAUUUGAAAUGAGGCAGAUUUAAAAUGAGUGUUACAUAUAAAUAGGUUAUUGAAUGGCUAUUUUUUCUCAUUAAUUUAAAAAAGUAAUGCUUAUUUAUUAAAAGAAACCUUGUUAGAAUGUGGUAUGUUCUUUAAUAAACCUGUAAUUAUAUAUAGUAAUAAUUAGGACAUUAGGGUAUAAUAGUUCCCGUUUUUGUUUAGAUUCUUGUGAAGUAUUAAGAUUCAUCAAGACUGCGGGGGUGUCUACAUCUAUUUGUUUUGUUCCAAAAGUAGAAUCCACUUGACAUGCUAUGUCAUCUACUUUCUGGGAAAAAGGACCUUGUUUUGCAGCAAGAAAUUUAAGGUUACUUUAGAGGAGGGGGGCGGUUCUACUUCAACUGUAACAUGCUUUUAAAUUAUGGUUAUAGCUUUAGGUUUUUGUUUUUUUCUUUUUAGUCCUUUAAAAUAUUUUCCCCCUUAGCUCUUAUCUUGAGGAAGGUCUCUCCCUUUCCUACAGGGCUGUGAAUUAAAGAUGGGUAGAGUUUACAUUUAAGUAUGCCAGUGUCUGCCCAGUUUCUUAAUGUAUACAGUUGUUUUCCUUUUUACUUACUCUUUGAUCUUAAAAUGCUAGAAGAAAACAUAGAUCUUUCUAGUGCCUUUGAGCUUAAUUGUAGUCUAAUUUAAAUCAUUAAUAACUUCAGUAGCAUUACUACAACACUGUAUACUGGCCAAAAUUAUAAAUUGUAUGAUGCGUUUGUUGCAUUAAUUUCAAAAGCCACACUUUCAUUGUAUUUUAUGUAUAAAUUUUAUUUGUUCAAGUUGUAUAUAUUGUUAUUGUAUGUACACAUACAGCAUGGUUAAAUAAGAAAUAAAAAUCUUUACCUAAUGCGUGGAA